Messenger RNA from Salmo salar (Atlantic salmon), 1621 nucleotides. RefSeq names its product microfibril-associated glycoprotein 4. Gene Ontology annotation, biological process: elastic fiber assembly. NCBI's taxonomy places the organism in Eukaryota, Metazoa, Chordata, Actinopteri, Salmoniformes, Salmonidae. The record is from RefSeq and is a predicted model, not a curated record.
AACAGAAACAGUGGACACUGAUGCUCGUCAGUUCAACUAACUGUUUUUUCUAACCUCUAUCGUAUUCAAUAUUUCUGUUUAAGGUUUGAACUUGAGGCUGAAAAUCUUCGAACUAUAAUGAUGGCUCACAUGUUGGCAGUGUUACUUCUGGCUGUUGUAGCAGUCCAUUCUGCCCCUCGAUGUGAUAUCAACCUGGAUGCAGACUGUAAUGAAGUCUACAACAUCUCGCAAGCAAGUGGCGUCUACCCCAUCUACCCCUUUUUGACACCUGUUCAGGUGUACUGUGACAUGAACACGGAUGGAGGCAAGUGGACUGUAAUCCAGAGGAGAAUAGAUGGAUCUCUGAACUUCUACAGACGCUGGAACCAGUACAAAGUUGGUUUUGGAAACCCAGAGGGAGAAUACUGGCUAGGAUUGGAGAACAUCCACCUUCUCACUAAGAGGAGGAAGUAUGAGCUGAGGGUAGACAUGGAGGACUUUGAAGGAAACAGUGUGUUUGCCAUGUACUCUUCCUUCUAUUUGGACUCUGAGGCAGACGGAUACAAGCUACAUGUCACUGGAUUCACCAAUGGAGGAGCAGGUGACUCACUGGCCUAUCAUAGCGGGUCGAUGUUCAGCACCUUCGACAAAGACCAGGACACUUGGUCUGACAACUGUGCAGCUACUUACUAUGGGGCAUUUUGGUAUGGUUCUUGUCACCACGCUAACAUCAAUGGAGAGUACCUAUGGGGAACCACCAAACAUUUCGCUACAAGUGUCAAUUGGAAUCACUGGAAAGGUUAUCAUUAUUCUCUGAAAGGUGUCUCUAUGAAGAUUAGACCAGUGCCUUAGACCAGUGGGGUAGCUACCUUUGAUAAACAGCCACAUAUAACUCUUUAUUACUGGUUGAUUACAAUUUUUAACAGUAAGCCGGCUAAGUCAUUGAUCCAACUUUCUGGAACAGCCUCAGACAAUCAUAGUCCCCUGUACCAGAUUAAAGUGAAAUGUGGGAUAUCAGGGCUGUUCACUUUUAUAUACACUGUCUGUUAUGUAUGCUAUGAGUGUUUCUGAUCUGACCAGAUUUAAUUAAUGUUGUUAUGUUUAUCAACUGUCACAAACAUUGGACUCGCUCCAGGCCUACUACAUUCCAGACACCUGCCAGAUCUCACAACGCCUGGAUAUGAAUUUCAUAUAUUGUAGCGACCCUGUGUCUGAUGCUAGUACAGUAGUUGAACAGUAGUUGAUGCAAUGCAAUGACUGCAAUGUAAUCAGCCUGGAAUGAGGCCAAUGUUACAAUAUAAGAUAUGCAGUGUAUGUGUGUCUGUGUGGUAGCAAAAGGCAUUAUGUUUAACAUUCGUAGGCCUGGUAUUAAGCCUAGUCCUGGACUAUAAUGCACUUUCAAUGACCAUAUUCCAUUGAUAAUUAUUGUUUGUCCAGGAUUUGGCUUAAAUCUGGGUCUGGGAAACCGUCCCUUAUUGCAUAAAUGUGUUGUUCUACUUUUAUGGCUGCCAUGAGCUCACGUCACUUUGCUAUGAUAAGAUUUAAUGAGUCCUGAAAAUGAUAUCUGAUAUAGAUAAAACAAUCCAAACGGUGAACUUUUAAUGAGUUGAUUUAACUUUUUAAUAAAGAUUAGUUGAGAAAA